Messenger RNA from Lodderomyces parapsilosis, 831 nucleotides. RefSeq lists its product as uncharacterized. The transcript has a single exon. Lineage: Eukaryota; Fungi; Ascomycota; Pichiomycetes; Serinales; Debaryomycetaceae. The coding region runs from base 1 to 831 and encodes 276 amino acids. The record is from RefSeq and is a predicted model, not a curated record.
AUGGUUCUAUUUGCAACUGUGUUUCAAUUAACUACCUUAGUCACCGUAGUAGCUUCAUUAGCCGCUCCACACAUUCAAUUACCAUCUUUCGAAACAGACACAAUACAGAGUGUCAACGACUUUAUUGAGUUACCACCAAUUCAUCAAUUUAAGAAUUUGCAACAUUUUCAACAGAAUAUACACCAAUUCAUGAGCAACAUAAACUACACCACAGAUCCCUCCCCUCAACCAUUUGUUAUUCAACUUACUGAUUCAAACAAAUUAAUCUUUCCUGAAUAUACACCCCCAUCACCAGAUGAACAAAUUAAAAAUGGUGACGGUCAAUUACCAAUCCAUUCUAGAAAUUAUGUUUCACCUCCUGUACCAAUAGAUUGGAUUGAACUAUAUGGCUCAAAUAUAGUUCAACAAUCAAGUACACAGCCAAUAGAAAUACAAACACUUUCAGUAGUUGUCGAUGAUAGUGCAAGAGGUGAAGUUGCUUAUUCAACAGGUCGAUUGCAAAAAAUAUCAACUGAAUAUGAUUCCAAAAUAUCAUUAUAUCUUGGGUUUAUUGCCUUUAUUGGGUUAACUUCAGGGUUAACUUUUGCUCCUGAAUUGGAAUUUUCCACUAGUACUUCCAUUUAUUACACAUGUCCUGUAUUGGCUGGACAAACUGUAGUUAUUAAAGUUUAUCCCACACUAACCACAUUUACACCCUAUACUAAAAAAUGGAAAUGGGAUAGUAAAUUGGGGAAAUUUGCAACUAAAUUACCAUCAUUCAAAAAAUUGCAGAAGGUUUCAUUAUUUACAUUAACCGGUUUAGAAGAUGUGGAGUGUUUCUACACAUCAUAA